UUCAAAGACCGGAAUUGUCAAAAACCAGAAACGAAGUACAGGAGGGUAAAUGUUAACGACUUGUUAUGAAAUGAAAACAACAAAGAAAUUCGUUGAAACGCAAGUUUUAUAUACUUGUGUGUUUUAAAAUAUAAUGUCUGAAGUCGAACAUGGCUCAGACUUUACUUGAAAAUCAUUCAUACAAAUUGUUAACUACAGAAGAAAUCUUUGAUAACAGACAUGUUUACUUCGUAAAAUUGACAGAUUCGUGUUUGAAGGCUAUUGAGGAACACGUUACGUCCAAGAGAGUUUCACAUGCCAAAGCUGCAGUAAAAUUUGAAGGAGCCAAUGGUGUAUUAUCUAUACCAAGCAAACCUGGUUCAACAAGACAAAAUGAUACAAAAAACUUUAACUUCACAGUGUCUAAUUUUCCAGUCGAAAGUAACCCAUUACAAGGUAUAUUAGAAUGUAUAAAGCAUGCUGAUGUAAGAACAGACAGACUAGUUUCAUAUGGACCAUUGCAGUGUAAGAUUUCCAUUGCUGCUACCGAUGAUGUAUACGAGAACACAAGAAAUCGUAUGGCACAAGUUGAUCAUGAGCGCAAGGAGAUUAGGACAAAAGAAAUUGAGAUUGGAUCUAGAAAAAAAGGUAGCAAAACAAAACAAGUCAUCAGACCUGUUGAUGUUCGCCCCGCAGCAGAUAAAAAGCCUGCAAGCCUAAAAAAGAAAGUUAUUAACCAUGCACCAAACUCUCCUAAACGAUCUGCAUUCACAUCUACUGCUUCAUCGUCUUCAAUUAAUAAUCAACAUUCAUCACCCAUUGGUUCAUCUAAUAGAAGUUCUCCAGUCACAGUUGGAAAGAGUUUUUCUUGCCGGGAACGUGUUGUGCAUAUAUUAGCUAUUGGUCCGCAUGAAAAGUCUAAACUGUUGAGGCGACUAACAAGAGAGGCUUUCAGUCAAAAGGAUCGAAAUAAUUUAGCAAUGGUGUUACAGCAGGUUUCUUCGGUGCAUGAUAAUCAACACAAAUUGCAUUCGCAUUUAUAUUCAGAAGUCCAGGUGAAUACUUGGCCGUUCUAUAGCGACAGUGAAAGAUUGGAUGUUAAACGGAAUAUAACUGCACAUGCUAAACAAGAAAACACGUCUCCACAAGUGGUAUCGUCCACGUCCAAAUCACCAGAAGAAAAGCCUGCUAUAAAAAGACCUGUACAAAACGAAGUCACCAGUUCCAAUAAACGUGCUCGCUUAGAAAUUCGAAAAGCAGACGAACCUUCCUCAACUUCUUCGCUUAAUUCAAAUAAAAAAACAAAGAAGGAGGAGAGUGUGCCUACACAAUCGAAGUCAUUAGAAAACAAAAAUUCGAAUUUUGGCGAAGAUUCUCCACCCACUGUAGCGUCAACGUCUGACACGCCUGAAUAUAUGAUCACGUACAAGCCGAUCACAAGUUACGAACAACGUUGUAGAUACAAACGAGACUUUCAAUCGGAGUAUUCGGAAUAUAUCGAACUAAAGAAAAACGUGGACGCUGUUGCCACGAAAUUUAUGGAACUCGACCGAUCUUGGCGAAGGUUAAAAAAGGGCUCGCCUGAGUAUCAGAAAAUCCAAGACGAAAUUAUCGAAGCCUACCAGCAACAACAAAAGGACGAGAAAUACCACGAAAUGAAACGACGUUGUGAAGAACUUCAUCAGAAAUUAAGUCACAUUAAAAAGUUAGUCGUGGAAUAUGACAGUGCUUUGCAUACGUGACAUCGAGGCUAAAGCUCAUUUCAUACAUGACAUCGAGGCUGGAUUUUUGUUGUUGUGUUAUCAACCAACAUGGCUUCCCCCCAAAAAAGAUAGCCGCCACACACACACGCUAAAAGAUCUUGAAGGAUUAAAUUUCUUUGAUUUUUCUGAGAAGAAAAAAUAAUACAGAAAAUUAAGUUAUUUGAAUAGCUGCCUUUGAAACAAAAAUAGCAUGAAUCUUUUUACAAAAAAAAAAUUGCUACACCCUAGCAGGCUUGUAUUCGUCCUCCAAUGUGUUAAAAAUAAUAUCAAUCUUUCGAUAAAAUUGCGGCUUUAUUGUUACGCAAGAAACGCGUAACCUCAAUCAAACAUUUGUCGUAACGACAUGGCGGCUUUUAACUGCAAGAACAAAGAUUUUUAAAAAGAGAUUUCGGUAAGAGAAUGCCACUUUAUUAACAAGAGUUUUGUUAUAGCGGUGAAUUUUUAGUUAAAAUCUUUAGCGGGAAAUUUGUUUAUUUGUAGUUGUUAUUUUUAUUAUUAUUGUUGUUAUUAUUUUCUAUAAUUCGUCUCUGCAUCAGAGAGAGAAAAAUAAAACAAAUAAGAGACCGCGCUGAGUUGGAUUAUUAUGCUAAGUUGGGCUAUUUGUUAUCUUUUUUUAAAUGUCUUAUCAUAAAAAAAAUUAAGAGUAAAAAACAACAAGGAAAACAACGCUCGUAAGAAAUACACUUCUUCCUUAUUUUUUGAACCUUUUAAUUAUUUUAAAAUAACAACCAUGCUGGAGAUUUUCUUUAUAAGUGGUGGUAUGAGUCUCCUCUCCAUAGAUGUUUUUAGUUGAUCAGUUAUAUAGAUCGUGUUUUGAAUUAUUCUCGUUUCCCUUUGUUUGCGUAUUUUUUUGUGUGUUUUCUUAGCACAUAAACAGAAAUGAAAUAAUUAAACAUAUGCGUUUUGUGUUCUUCAACUAUUUUUUUUUUGCAGUAAAACAGUUACAGACAAAAGAGCCCAGGUACGCUUUUGUGUGUUCUUUACAAUUUUAUCAGCUUCUAUUUGCUACGCAUUUGAAACAACCGGUGGCAAUUUUUUCGUCUGCCGUAAUAUUUAUCUAUACAAUUUAUGUAUUUUCAAAAGAGUUAGAGUCUUAAAUAGUUGUUCUUUAACAUUUAAGCUCAUUUUUUUUUUGCUCAAUACAUGUUAAUUGCGAUUUCGUUUUUAAAUCGUUUUUUUUUUGCUCGACAUUACAGGGCUGGAGACGCCAGUGUUGGAAACAGGACAUUCAAAUCUUGUGAAAAUUGCCGAUUUUUUGUAGUUUAAAGCAACUUAAUUAAGGUUUUAACACCAAAUUUUUUUUCAGCACCCAACCACGAUGAGCGUCAUUUUGUAACUCCUACUACUGUCGCAAAUUUCGAGUUUUUAUUUUUAUUUUUUGUUAUUUUUUAUUUGCUUUAGUUUAUAUUUUGUUUGUAUGCGUUUAUCUUUCAACGAAACAAAUCGUUAAAAAUUGUAACGACUCUACGUAACCGCUACGUAACUUUAUGUCCGUACGAAUUUUUACAUCGGUUAAAAUAUAUUCUCGUAUCGACUUAG
Hydractinia symbiolongicarpus is the source of this 3281-nucleotide messenger RNA. Its product is annotated as RNA polymerase II elongation factor ELL-like. Bases 150 to 1721 code for a protein of 523 amino acids. Gene Ontology annotation, molecular function: cis-regulatory region sequence-specific DNA binding. NCBI's taxonomy places the organism in Eukaryota, Metazoa, Cnidaria, Hydrozoa, Anthoathecata, Hydractiniidae. Gene Ontology annotation, cellular component: transcription elongation factor complex. Gene Ontology annotation, biological process: snRNA transcription by RNA polymerase II; positive regulation of transcription elongation by RNA polymerase II; transcription elongation by RNA polymerase II. The transcript is spliced from 14 exons. The record is from RefSeq and is a predicted model, not a curated record.